Molecule: messenger RNA, 3582 nt
Organism: Knipowitschia caucasica
Lineage: Eukaryota; Metazoa; Chordata; Actinopteri; Gobiiformes; Gobiidae
Source: the annotation of a GenBank genome assembly
AUGAUCUCCACAGCGACCCGAACCACGGCGACGGUCAGUCCCCUCACCCCGUCGCCGCUCAAUGGCUCCAUCGUAGCCAAUGGAAGUCCAGCACAGUCAACGCACUCUGGCUUUGCUGCGGCCCUCCGUAAACUGGCGAAACAGGCUGAGGAACCUCGAGCUGCCUCUUCCAUCAGCAGUGAAUCCUCUCCAGUGUCGUCGCCCGCCACCAACCACAGUUCUCCAGUGAGUACGCCCAAGAGAGGUCCCCUUGGUCCAGGCUCAGUGCUGGUCCCCUCUGUUGGUCACAGUGUGCCAAACACUCCACCUGUUGUCACCAUCGCCCCAACAAAAACGAGCAACGGCCUCUGGAGGAGUGAAUGUCGACAGGCUGACUCGGGCCCCCGUGGAGCAAGCAGGGAACGCCUGGGUGCUGAGGCUGCCCUCCCGCAGGAAAAGCCUGGCCACCCUGUCACAGCACAUCUCAUAGGAAACCCAUAUGCCUUUGGACUGCCUCCUGGUUCGGUCAUGCAGGAUUCACGUUUCCAGCCCCUUAACUUGCCCCGACAGUUGCCUAAUGCAGUGCCCACUGGCCCUGUGCCUGAAGAGUACCUCCGUGGGUUCCGACCCUAUGGAUCUGCUGAAGAAGCUCUCCGAAUGCCCUCAUUGCCCUUGGGCCUGGACCCAGCCACCGCUGCUGCAGCAGCAGCUUACUACCACCCCAGCUACUUGCCGCACCCGUCUUUUACACCAUAUAGGAUGGAUGACCCGUUUUGCCUUUCUGCUUUGAGGUCGCCUUUCUAUCCGCUUUCGGCAGGGGGAGCAUUGCCACCCAUGCACCCCUCAGCUGUCCAUAUGCAUCUAUCUGGCGUCCGCUACCCUGGAGACUUCACACACUCUUCACUAUCAGCAUUGCAGACAGAGAGGCUUCAGCUUGAGGAAGAGUUACGGCAGAGAGAGCGGGAACGUGAGCGGGAGCGUGAAAAAGAGAAGGAACGGGAAGCUGAAAGGGAAAAGGAGCGGGAGAGGGAGAGGGAACGAGAACGAGAGCGGGAACGGGAGAGAGAGAGGGAAAAGGAGAUGGAGAGAGAACGAGAGCGUGAACGAGAGAAGGAGAGAGAGAAGGAGCUGGAGAGGCAGAAGGAGAGGGCACUAAGGGAGAAGGAGCUGCAAGCCUCUAAGGUCAUGGAGAGUCACUAUGUGGUGGAUUUUCACGGCCUCAGAGGACAAGAAGACCGAACAAAGCCUGAAAGACUUACUCCAAAUCGGGCUGAUAAAACCAAAGAACCCAGCCUCCCUGCACCCAAACCUGUACCACCUGGACUCCACUCUAUGGCGCCACCUCACCAUUCUCUUCCUCACCUCUACAUGGGGCCUGGUGCUGUCGGGGCAGGUGUUUUGUCCACUAUGAUCACUCCAAGGAACAAUGAGGAGGAAAGGUGGUUAGCACGGCAACGCAAGCUCCGUCAAGAAAAGGAGGACCGUCAGUAUCAGGUGUCUGAAUUCCGCCAGCAGGUCCUGGAGCAGCACUUGGAUCUGAGCCGUACCGCAGACACGGAUCACAGGACAGACCCUCAAAGAUGCAUUUCUAAUCAUCAAGAACCAGGAAGCCGGGAUCUCCACGCCCACUUAGGCGCCCCUCCACCUCUCAUUUCUCCCAAACCCCCUCUGUUCCAGCGUGAGCACCACCCUCCGCCUCCCACCACACUGUGGAACCCUGCAUCACUAAUAGAAACAACAUCAGAGUCCAGACGAAACCAUGAUCCCUCAGGAAUGGGACACUAUGAACGGCUGCCUUCAGGGCACUCAAAAUAUGAAGACUCCAGCCGCAGAAGAGAGGGAGGUGUUAUGGAGAAGUAUCCACCAUUGAGAUGUCCCCCUGGCUCAGAGCAAAGCACCUUUCUUGCAGAUUUAGAAAAGUCUACCCAGUCAUUUUUUAACCAGCAGAGGGCGUCGUUGUCCCUAGUAAGCCAGUAUGAAUUGGAGGGAGCCAUAAAAAACAAAUCCAUUCAGGGGCACAGUAGACUGGGCCAAGCCAUAGGAAUCAUCUCUGGCUCAGCUGUGGGACAGGCCGCCUCAGUCGGGGUCAGCCAAGAUAUGGCACUGGUUUUCGAUGAGUUCCUUCAACAGCAUCGAAGACCUGUCAGCAAACUAGACCUGGAGGAAAAGAAAAGAAGAGAAGCCAGAGAGAAAGGUUACUACUAUGAACUGGAUGAUUCCUACGAUGAGAGUGAUGAAGAAGAAGUCCGAGCUCAUCUCCGCAGAGUGGCAGAGCAGCCGCCUCUCAAACUGGAUGAUUCCAAUGAGAAAUUGGACUUCUUUGGAGUGGUUGGGCUGACCACAAAGAACCACCGAGAUGAGGUUGUUCAGCAGAAGAGAAGGAAGCGGAGGCGGAUGCUUCGAGAGCGCAGUCCCUCACCUGCAUCACCUCUGAAACGCACCCCUCCACCACAGCUCUGCACACGCUUCACCCCCGAGGAGAUGGACCAGGCCCCAGAGCUCGAGGACAAGAAGAGAUUCCUCACCAUGUUUCGACUAUCGCAUGUAACAGUGCAGCAACGCUUAGAUAACGAAAGGGUGACGGAGCUUCUUCAGGCGAUUAAAGAAAAGAGUAUAACAUUGGAUAACAUCAGACAUGCUUCUCACCCUCUGUGCAAAAGUCCUCCACUACAUGUUCCUGAGUGCCAGCCCGUCUCUGAGUCAGAAGAAUGUGCCGGUGUUGGACCACACAGUCCCAGUCCCACCGUACAGCGCCCAGCAUCCCCCGGGGGCCACUCCAAACCUCAUGGGGACACAGUAAGACCAAAGGAACCCCCUUCCCCAGCUCUCUUUCCGGACAAGUCCCGGGGGUCUGGUGAGGGACACCUCAUUAAGAAGAACUCCAGCCUCUUGAACAGCUUGCGCACCCCGCACUCCCUGCAGGCAAAAGAAGGCCAUCACAGCAUCAACGGUCGCACCAAGUCCUGGGACAGUUUCACACCUGAGGGAUUUGCUCAGCAGUUUCAUGAAUCUGUGCUUCAGUCUACACAGAAAGCUCUACAGAAGCAUAAAGGUGGCUCCGGUUCAACAGACUCCCACCUCCUGGAGACAUCAGUCCAUUACAACAUUCCUGAGCUCCAGAGCACUCCAGCACGACCAGCGCAAUCACACACAAACUCAGUUUCUCGCACAGUCCGACACACUCAAGCCAACGGCCAGCACUUCAGUGGAACCACACACCGGGAAACCUCAGGGAGAAGAGAGGACGUGUCCGGUCCAGAAGAUUCUGACGCAGAUGAAGAGGAGGAGGAAGAGGCACCUCCUUCUAAGUGGCAGGGGAUAGAAUCUAUCUUUGAAGCAUAUCAGGAGUAUGCUGAAGAGCGAAACCUGGAGCGUCAAAUAUUGGAAAACCAAUGUCGGCGAUUAGAAGCUCAGAACUACAACCUGAGCCUCACUGCUGAGCAGUUGUCCCACAGUAUGGGGGAGCUUGUGUCUCAGAGACAGAGGUUGGCAGCAGAAAGGGAGAAGCUGCAAGCAGAAUUGGAACAUUUUAGGAAGUGUUUGACACUACCACAGACACAAUGGCCUAGGGGCAGCCAUUACAAAGGUUACCCUCCCAGGUGA